Messenger RNA from Melanaphis sacchari, 2709 nucleotides. RefSeq names its product heat shock 70 kDa protein 4 (gene Hsc70Cb). The transcript has a single exon. Gene Ontology annotation, cellular component: nucleus; cytosol. NCBI's taxonomy places the organism in Eukaryota, Metazoa, Arthropoda, Insecta, Hemiptera, Aphididae. The coding region runs from base 263 to 2623 and encodes 786 amino acids. The record is from RefSeq and is a predicted model, not a curated record. Gene Ontology annotation, biological process: protein folding. Gene Ontology annotation, molecular function: ATP-dependent protein folding chaperone; ATP binding.
UCAUCCGACGAGUAGAACGUUCUAGAACAUUCCCUGAUCGAUUCACGUUUGCCGGCUCUACGAAUCGCGUGUGCUGUGCCAAGCAUUCCGUCGGCUUACCUGGUUAUCAAUUCAUUCUUUUUUCGACCGCGUUCAAAGUACCGCGAAUUGUUCAAAAGCUGUUCGUUUUUUUUUUUUUUGUGUUUCUCAUAAACGACGCGCACACACCUACCGAUCGACACAUCCACGUGAUAAUUCCUUACCUAACAAUUUCCACUAGUCAAUGGCAGCAAUGUCCGUAAUAGGUAUAGACUUCGGAAAUGAAUCGUGUUAUGUGGCCGUGGCCCGUGCCGGCGGCAUCGAAACGAUCGCCAACGAUUACAGUCUGCGAGCAACACCGUCGUGCGUGGCCUUCAGUCCCAGGAACCGCAUCAUCGGUGUGGCCGCCAAGAAUCAAAUGGUCACCAACAUGAAGAACACCGUGUACGGUUUCAAGCGAUUGCUAGGCCGGUCCAUUGACGACCCGUUCGUCAAACAAGAGCUCAAGCACCUGCAGUUCGGCGUGGUCAAGUGCGACAACAACAAGAUAGGUAUUAACGUCAACUAUCUUAAUGAACAACAGACAUUCAGCGUGGAGCAGAUCACUGGCAUGUUACUGACCAAACUCAAAGAGAUAUCUGAGUUAUCGCUCAAGACCAAGGUAAACGAUUGUGUCAUUUCAGUUCCUUCUUAUUUUACAAAUGCUGAGCGCAAGGCACUGCUUGACUCUGCGUCCAUUGCUGGACUCAACGUCCUGCGCCUGUUCAACGAAACCUCUGCAACAGCACUGUCCUAUGGUAUCUACAAACAAGAUCUUCCUAAUCCCGAAGAAAAGCCACGUAAUGUUGUAUUUGUUGACUGCGGAUACACUUCCCUUCAAGUUUUCAUAUGUGCAUUUAACAAAGGCAAGCUGAAAAUGUUGGCCAGUACAUUUGACUCUCAAUUGGGUGGUAGAGAAUUUGAUUAUAUUCUAGCCGAACAUUUCAGUAAAGACUUCAAGUCCCGUUAUAAUAUUGAUCCAAGAACUAAUGCCAGGGCUUUUUUGAGAUUAUUAACAGAAGUCGAAAAGAUAAAGAAACAGAUGUCUGCUAAUUCCACCAAAUUACCAAUGAACAUUGAGUGUUUCAUGGAUGACAAAGAUGUGCAUGCGGAUAUUAAAAGAUCAGAAUUUGAAGAACUAGCCAUGCAUUUGUUCAAUAGAGUUGAGACCACAUUAGAACAGUGCCUUAAGGAUUCCAAGCUGAGUAAAGAUGACAUUUAUUCUGUGGAAAUUGUUGGAGGCUCCAGUCGUAUUCCAUACAUUAAGAACCUAAUAGAAAAAAUUUUUGGCAAAACACCUAGUACUACUUUGAACCAAGAUGAAGCUGUGGCGCGAGGAUGUGCUUUACAAUGUGCAAUGCUUUCACCAGCUGUACGAGUAAGAGAUUUCAGUGUUACUGAUAUUCAAAGUUUUCCUAUUGAACUCUUAUGGGAUCCAGCUGAUAACUCUGAUGAAGGCCGUGCAGAAGUUUUCCCCAAAAAUCAUGCUGUUCCUUUUUCAAAAAUGUUGUCAUUCUAUAGAUUAGCUCCAUUUACUGUAAAAGCUCAUUACUCUGGUCCUAUUCCUUAUGCAGAUAGUUAUAUUGGUCAAUUCACUGUUCGUGAUGUCAAACCUACAGCUGAUGGGGCUAGUCAAAAAGUCAAAGUAAAAGCCAGGAUUAAUUUACAUGGUAUAUUUAGCAUAAGUAGUGCUACACUUUUAGAGAAAGCUGAAUUACUGGAAGAAACUCCACCUUCUGAACCUAUGGAACCAAAUGAGAACGAGCCCCAGCCAACUGAACCUGAAGAGAAGAAAGAAGAAAAGAAAAAAUCUGUUACAAAAACCAUUGAUUUGCGUAUUGAAUCUUUGACUCAUGGAUAUUCGACUAUGGAUUUAAAUAAUUAUAUUGAGCAAGAAGGUAAAAUGGUUGCAUCUGAUCGUCAAGAAAAAGAAAGAAUUGAUGUUCGUAAUAGCCUUGAAGAAUACAUUUAUGACAUGAGAAGUAGAGUUUCUAGUGAAGAGGAUUUAGCUUCCUAUAUAGUUGAUGCUGAUAAACAAAAAAUUGUUCAACAAUUGGAAGAACUGGAAACUUGGUUAUACGAAGAAGGUGAAGAAUGUAUUAAAAAUAUUUACUCAGAGAAAUUGGAUUUGUUAAAAAUGGUUGGUGAACCCAUCAAGAGACGUAAAGUAGAGUAUACAACUUUCCCAUCUAUUAAAGAUCAAGCUGUCCAAUUAAUUUCAAAAGCUGAAAGAGAUAUUGAUGCAUUUCACAAAGGAAGUGAGCAGUUCAACCACUUAGACAGCGCUGAAGUUGAUAAGUUGGCUGAAACUCUUAAUAAUGCUAAAAGUUGGUUGGAAGAAAAGACAGCCAAAGUAAUUGCAUCUCCAUUAUACAAAGACAUUCCGAUCAAGUUAGAUGAAUUUGUUAGAGAGAAACAUAGUAUAGAAGAAAGUAUAAACAAAGUUUUAUACAAACCAAAGCCUGCACCACCUAAAGUGGAACCCCCACCACCAAAGGAAGAAGAAAAAAAAGAACCUGAACCAAUGGAAACUGAACAACCAGUUGAAAAUGGUAAAGACGCUUAAGAAUGUUACUUUUAACACUUUUUUUUUUUCUAUUGUUUAAUAUGUUUAAUUUUUUUUAUUUCAAAACUAUGCCACCUUUAUAUUUA